UGUGCCUUUCAAAAAAAAAAAAGAAGACUCCCAAAAAGUUUUAUUUACAAGCACAAUUUUUCGCAAAAAGUCGCCGUUUUCGGGCUCUGUUUGUGUCCAAAAGUGUCCCCAGCCAUGCCCGGAAUGUCCCCGCACGGUUAUCCGAUGGAGUUGGCCACGUAGGCUCGGUGGCCAGCGCGUAAAGUGCGAUGGCAGAUUCGUGAUCUGCGGGAAUUUGCUAGAAUUUCGAUUUCGUACUUGUUGAGUGUGGAGGAGGCAGCAGCCGAAGGUUAUUCGUUUUUUUUUUUGGGUUUUUAGAUUUUCGUUGUGUUUAUUGUGUUGUACAACAUUUUUUUUGCGUAAGAAGAAACGCAAUUGGUGGUAAUCAUCGGAAGGAAAAUCGUGAUUAAUUUGAAGAAAAUUCCUUCGCACAAACCCUGUUGGCUGUGAGUCAGGACAAAGUUGCACAAACACCCACUUGGAGGAGCAAUACAACAUUUCUCGUGAAAACGGUGCAGGAAAAGUGCCUCAAGGUGGAUUCCGAAAGCAUCUGGGCGCCGCCAUCCGGCAUGAUGGCACCCUUCCGGCGCAAAAAGAGCAACAAAGAGUUCCCGGUCAAGGUGUGCACCUACGACUCGGAGCUCGAGUUCCAUCUGGAGCACCGCGCCACCGGUGGCUUCCUGUUCGAUCUGAUCUGCCGCACGAUCGGGCUGCGCGAGACGUGGUACUUUGGGCUGCGCUACGUCGACAAGAAGGGCUACAAAAGCUGGCUCAAGAUGGACAAAAAGGUGCUCGACCAGCACAUCAACCUGAGCAACCCCGAGGGCUGCGUGUUCAUGUUCAUGGCCAAGUUCUUCCCGGAGAACGUGCAGGAGGAGCUGGUCCAGGAGGUCACGCAGCACAUGUUCUUCCUGCAGAUCAAGGAGGCGAUCCUGUCGAUGGAGGUGUACUGUCCGCCGGAGGCCUCGGUGCUGCUCGCGUCGUACGCCGUCCAGGCCAAGUACGGGGACUACGACGAGGCGGUCUGCAAGCCGGGCAUGCUGAUCAGUGAGAACUUGCUGCCCCAGCGGGUUAUCGACCAGUACCAGAUGACGCCGCAGAUGUGGGAGGAGCGCAUCAAGACGUGGUACGCCGACCAUCGGGGAAUGUCGCGGGACGAGGCGGAGAUGGAGUAUUUGAAGAUUGCGCAGGAUCUGGACAUGUUCGGGGUGAACUACUUCCCGAUUACGAACAAGAAAAACACAGAAGUAUACGUUGGCGUAACGGCGCUCGGUCUCAACAUCUACACCAAGGAGAACAAACUGACCCCGAUGACGACCUUCCCAUGGAACGAAAUCCGCAACAUCAGCUUCGACGGGAAAAAGUUCUUCGUGAAGACGAACGAGGAAAAGGGCAACUCGGUGGCGACCACUUUCUACUCGGAAAAGGCCCGCACAAACAAGGAACUGCUGGACCUGUGCGUCGGCAACCACGAGCUGUACAUGAAGCGACGCAAGCCGGACACGAUGGAGAUCCAGCAGAUGAAAACUCAAGCCAAGGAGGAGAAACACCGGCGACACAUCGAGCGCAACAAGCUGGCCCGCGAGAAGCAACUGCGCGAAGAAGCGGAACAGGAGCGUGCCAACAUGGAGAAAAGACUGAUGCAGCUGCAGGAGGACAUGGCCGCGGCCAACGAGAUGUUACGCCGCAGUGAGGAAGCCGCCGAACUGCUGGCGGAGAAGAACCGCGUCGCCGAGGAGGAAGCCCUGCUCCUGUCGCACAAAGCCCUCGAAGUGGAGCAGGAAAUCAGCCGGAUGCGCUUGACGGCGCGCAAAACCGAAGAGGAGAAAAAUUACCUCGAGCGAAAAACUCAGGAAGCGGAACUCCUGACGGCCCGCAUGAUCGAGGAAAGUCGCAAGCGGGCCAUGGAGGCGGACAAGCUGAAGAACGAGCUGAUCCACGCACGGGUCGCGGAGAAGGAAGCCAAGGAGAAGCUGCUCAACUUUCUGAGCAGGACGUCGACCGAGUCGAUCUUCAUUACGCCCUCGUCCUCGCCGGAGACGCCGGCGCUCGGCGAGAGCAACACGUACGACCUGCUGGCGGACGGCGAUAUGGAUCAGCUGUCGCUGGAGAUCGAGAAGGAAAGAGUGGAAUACCUGACCAAGUCGAAGCAGGUGCAGAACCAGCUCAAGGAGCUCCGCUCCGAGAUCGAACAGCUCAAGAUCGGCGAGAGCAGCCCGCUGGACACGAUCAGCGCCCAGCAGAUGCGCCUAGGUGAGACCAAGUACUCCACGCUCAAAAAGCUCAAGUCGGGCUCCACGAAAGCACGGGUAGCGUUCUUUGAGGAAUUGUAAGUGACUACUACUCUGACCACCACAUCUCCUACAUCUUUCUCUCUCUUCUACAUACCAAUUUCAUAUCAUUUUUGUUGGUGUUUAGCCAGUGUUCUUCUUUUCCGGAAGAAGGAUGAAACGCUUCUUCGACGCUUUUGUUUAUCUUUUUUGACUGUUAGUUUUCUUUUUUCGGUUUCCGUUACUUUUUAUCAACUGUUCGUUUUGGCCAUAGAUUUUUAUCGUGAGUUGUGUUAAAUUAAAGAAUUGUGUCAUACAAAAAAAUACUCUCUCUGGCGUACCCACGAUCGUACUAUUCUCCUCGUUGCCAAAUUUUCAAAAAUACCUUAGCGCAUCGGAAAGAACUAGUAUGUAGCAGUGAUACUGACAAUAAAAAAGAAAAAAGCGCCGUUCUGUAAACUUGUAAGUGCUUGUGUAAGAGUUGUGCCUGGUAGUAGCGAGAACAACUAGCCUCCCUCGAUUAUAAGUAGAACACUUAAACUGUAUCUUAUUUAUAAAACUUUACACUGUAAACUGUUUUCAGUCAUCACUAGUGACAAUUAGAUGUAUUUUAUAUCAUUCAUUUGUUCCCUUUCCCCCAUCAGAAUGCCACGUAGUUUCUGUUAUUUAAUCAUCGGCAGGCUCAUUUACUCGUAGUAUUCUCAUCAAACAUAUUAGACAAACGAAGCGACAAGCGAACACUCUUAUCGGAAUACAAUCCAUCCUUGUUGUUACAUUUUCUACACAAAAAA
Messenger RNA from Culex quinquefasciatus (southern house mosquito), 3040 nucleotides. RefSeq names its product merlin (gene Mer). Lineage: Eukaryota; Metazoa; Arthropoda; Insecta; Diptera; Culicidae. Gene Ontology annotation, biological process: positive regulation of protein localization to early endosome; regulation of cell shape; regulation of organelle assembly. Bases 549 to 2312 code for a protein of 587 amino acids. Gene Ontology annotation, molecular function: actin binding; cell adhesion molecule binding. The transcript is spliced from 5 exons. The record is from RefSeq and is a predicted model, not a curated record. Gene Ontology annotation, cellular component: plasma membrane; adherens junction; cytoskeleton.